Molecule: messenger RNA, 3195 nt
Organism: Rotaria sp. Silwood1
Lineage: Eukaryota; Metazoa; Rotifera; Eurotatoria; Philodinida; Philodinidae
Source: the annotation of a GenBank genome assembly
AUGGAAAACAAAACUUAUACACAUAUUCAAAAUUCUCCAUUCAUAUCUAAUCAUUCAUCAAAUAGUGAUACAAUUAUAACAACUACUACAAAUUCUUUUGUUCUUUCAUCAACAAUAAACACAAUUACAACAACAACGUCAGCCUUACAGGCUAUUCCUGUCCCUCGAUCAAGUCAAAUUUAUUCUGAUAAUAAUAACGGAUCAAAUAUUAUUAUUACUCAACCAACAUUUAAAAAAUUAUUAAGUGAAAUAAUCAAACAAGAACAAGUCGAAGAUAAUUCUAUACAAGAAGAUUAUUCAAUAGAAAAAAAUAAAUUAAUAACUAAUCAAUCGAAAAUAAAUAAUAAUCAACAGUCAACAGUGAUUACUUCUGUUAAUAUUAAUCCACGUGAAACAAUAAACGGUAUUUCAAUGGCUAAUGGUGAUGCUCAUAUUAUGUCUGCUUUAAAUUCAACUCAUUUACCAGAUGGUGCCGGAACUUAUUUUGUCUCAAGUUUACCAAGUGAUCUAGCUUCUAGUUAUAAAUUACUUCCAUCAUCGAAUUCUGAUCUACCAUCUCCAUCGAAUUCUUCAAAUUCUUCGAAUCCAUCGUCAUCAAAUCAUCAUCAUCAUCAUCCACAUCAUCAAGUAAAACGGCAUGGUGAAGGUAAUGAUCCAACUCGAAAACGAGAAAUGCGUUUACAAAAAAAUCGUGAAGCAGCACGUGAAUGUCGUCGUAAGAAAAAAGAAUAUAUAAAAUGUCUUGAAGAACGUGUAACUGGACUUGAAAAUCAAAAUAAAGCAUUAAUUGAAGAAUUACGACAAUUAAAAGAAUUAUAUUGUCAACGAGAAGAAACGAAUAAUAAUACUAAUAAUAAAACAACAAAUACAACGCUCUAUUUAAAUACGAUGAGUUUACCUGUUCCACAAUCUCCGACAUCACCAAAUUUGCAUCGUUCUCAUUCUGAUCGUGAUCUUAUAACAAGUGAACGUCGUUUAAGUCGAACACGUGUAGCAAGCACAUCAACAUCAAAUAUUCAAUCACAAACAACAGCAACAACAACAACAUCUAUAUCUUCAAAUUCUUCAGUACCAGCAUCACCACUUUUAUUACCGUGGGAUCGUUUACAAAAAUGGUUAUAUGGUAUAGCUGUUGUGACAUUUGAUCUUGAACUUGGACAAUCAAUAGAACUUCUAUUACCAAAUCAUUGUAAAUUAUCCGAUAAAGAAAAAUUAAAUUUAUCAUAUUUAUCAUUUCCCGAUGCUAAUUCAACAUUUCUUGGUGAUAUACAAUAUCAUUUUCGUAUACAUCAUGAAUCAAAUUUACCAACAUAUUAUCAAUAUUAUAAUUCAAUUGUUCCAUCAGCAUUACAAGUUGAUAAUAAUUCAUUAUUUGGUUAUGUACAUUUUCGUCAAAUACGUGAUAUAACAGUGAAACGUGGUUAUUUUCAAAAAUCACUUGUAAUUUUAUCAAAAUUACCAUUUAUAUCAUUAUUUAUAUCAAUUGUUAGUCAACUUGGUCCAAAUUAUUUUCAAUAUGGUUUAACAAGUUUAGAAACAUGUUGUCAUUUAAUGGAUCGUCAAUGGCCUGAACCUGAACCAGGCAAAACAUUAUUAUUACCUUUAUUAGGUAAUGUUCUUCAAGUACGUAUUCCAACACAUGGUGAUAAACCAUUUUCAUCAUCUGAUCUUAUACAAUUUCGCUCAAUUGUUAAUGAAACUAUGACAACAAAUAAUCAGUUGAAUAAUAAUAAUACAAUUAAAUUACCUAUUGAUGAUGAUACAGAUAUUGAUACGAUAUCAACAAAUAAUUCUUUAAUUAAACAACAACAACAGCAAACUUCAACUGCUAAUAAAAAUUAUUCAUAUACAUCAUUUGAUUUUUUACAAAAACAUGAACAACAAUUACCACGUUUAAUUCCAUUUGUACAUGAUGUUAAUACUUAUCAAUCAUUAUUUUCUGUUCUAACACAUAUUCAACUUUUAUGGGAAUUAAUUUUAUUAAAUGAACCAAUUGCUGUUUUUGGAAGUUUUCCUACUUAUUGCUCACGAACUGUUCAAGCACUUGUUCAUAUAAUAUGGCCGUUACGAUACGCAUCAGAUUACCGUCCAUUUUUUACUAUUCAUAAUAGUGAAUUUCAAGAGAUAACAUUUAAUUCAUCAAAAAAAUCUUCAAAUAAAACUUCAUCAUCAUCUAAAAUAUCAAUACAACCAUCUUUAAUCAUUGGUGUAACAAAUCCAUUUUUUGCUAAACUUCUUAAUCAAUGGCCACAUAUUAUUCGUGUUAAUGAUAAUCAAGAAGAACGAUCGAAAAAUAAACAAAAUGGAAGUUUCUUUUUUCUAGAUCAUGAUGAAGGAGAUUCAUCAACAAAUGAACUUGAUGAUAAUAUAGAUUUAUCAUCAUCUCCACAAACAACAACAACAACAACAACAACAAUAAUAAAACAUCUAUCAAUUAAAAAAAUUUCAACUAAUACAAAACCUUAUACACAUGCACGUGCAAUAAAUAAUAAUUCAUCACAUUUAACAUUUGAUAUAAAACCUGGUUUAUAUACAAAAUAUAAAUCAUAUUUACAACGUGAUAAAACUAUAUUAAAAAAACUUCAAUCAACUAAUGCUCAACAACGUCCUGAUACAGUACAAAAUGCUUUAAUACGUCGAUUUUUUCUUGAAUUAACACAAAGUUUUAUUAUACCACUUGAACGUUAUUUCACUAGUCUUUUACCAUUACGUAAAUAUUAUCAAGUUAAUCGUAAACCACCAAUAAUAAAAGAAUUUGAUAAUGAAGAAUUUCUUAAAACACUUGAUCAAUAUGGACCACAAUUAACAUCAGGUUUAAAAGGUGAUUGGAAAGAAUUAUAUAAACAUUUUUUAUUAACACCAAAUUUUCGUCUUUGGUUAUCAAAUCGAAGACAAGAAGCUAAUUCAAAAAUUUAUUCAUUAUAUAUUGAAACAAUAGCUAAUUGUCGUCUUGAACAAGAUUUAAAAAUUUCAAAAUUAACUGAAAUUGAAUUAGUUGAUUUAUUAUUAAGAUUUAAUGAUUUAAUUCAACGUUUAGAAUCAAAAACUGAUGAAUUAUUAUUAACUAUUGAUCAAACAAUAAAAAAUGAUUAUAUUGAAAAAUUAAAAAUAAAAAUAAAAAUAAUUAUUGAAGAAAAAUUAUCUGAUGAUAUGAAAUUAUUAUUUCAUAAACAAGUUAAAAUAUCAUUAUCAUAA